This is a messenger RNA of Notolabrus celidotus (New Zealand spotty), 6548 nucleotides long. RefSeq names its product CUGBP Elav-like family member 2. Gene Ontology annotation, cellular component: nucleus; cytoplasm; ribonucleoprotein complex. The transcript is spliced from 13 exons. Gene Ontology annotation, biological process: mRNA splice site recognition; regulation of alternative mRNA splicing, via spliceosome. Gene Ontology annotation, molecular function: mRNA 3'-UTR binding. NCBI's taxonomy places the organism in Eukaryota, Metazoa, Chordata, Actinopteri, Labriformes, Labridae. The record is from RefSeq and is a predicted model, not a curated record. Bases 272 to 1846 code for a protein of 524 amino acids.
ACUUUUGUUGAGCAGGCCACGCCUCUGGUUUGCUGCAGCUCUGUGUGUGCCGUGUGACAGCGGCUCGCCUCAUUUUAUUUCAGACGGGGGACCAGAGAGGGAAAUCAGGAGGAAGAAAGAAGACAGAUAUCGGUGCUCUCUCUCUCUCUCAUGCAGUUUUGAAGAAGACGCCCCCUCCCUGCACCUGUUCUGCUCCGUCUUGUUGUCGGAGUUGAACCUCUUUGCGAGUGAGCGGACUCUCAUUGUUAGAUAGCUCGACGUUGUUUUGAGCAUGACUUCGACGUACAACCUGGAUUUCCACCCUUUAACCGAAAGUCGGUUAUUGACUUCGGGCGACACAAUCAACGGCAACGGAAACGGCAGCAAGAUGAACGGGUCACUGGAACAUCUAGACCAGCCAGACCCGGACUCCAUCAAGAUGUUUGUGGGACAGAUCCCGCGCUCCUGGUCAGAAACAGAACUAAAAGAGCUUUUUGAGCCCUUUGGAGCCGUGCACCAGAUCAACAUCCUCCGUGAUCGCACCCAGAAUCCCCCUCAGAGCAAAGGAUGCUGUUUUGUAACUUUUUAUACAAGAAAAGCUGCACUGGAGGCCCAGAAUGCACUGCACAACAUAAAGACCUUAAGUGGGAUGCAUCAUCCUAUCCAGAUGAAACCCGCUGACAGUGAGAAAACAAGUGCUGUAGAGGACAGAAAACUCUUCAUCGGAAUGGUUUCAAAGAAAUACGGCGAGAACGAGAUCCGAAUGAUGUUCUCGUCUUUCGGACAGAUCGAAGAGUGCCGAAUCCUCCGGGGACCAGAUGGUCAGAGCAGAGGCUGUGCGUUUGUCACAUUUGCUACCAGGGCAAUGGCACAGAAUGCAAUCAAAACCAUGCAUCACUCUCAGACUAUGGAGGGUUGUUCCUCACCUUUGGUGGUGAAGUUUGCAGACACACAGAGAGAUAAGGAGCAGCGGCGCCUGCAGCAGCAGCUAGUACAGCAGAUUCAGCAGCUCAACAGCGCCUCCUCCUGGGGAAACCUGGCUGGCCUUGGGACCCUCACACCGCAGUACCUGGCACUGCUCCAGCAGGCCACAUCUAGCAGCAACCAGAGCAGUUUCAAUGGUAUCCAGAGGCUAGGAGCAGGUGUGAAUCCCCUUCAGCUGCAGAACUUGGCCACAUUAGCUGCUGCUGCUGCUGCAGCUCAGAGUUCUGGCAGCCCAACCUCAGCCAGCGCCCUCACUGCAAACAGUGGAGCCCUGGGAGCCUUGGCCAGUCCUGGCCUUUGGGCAGCCGGUUCAACAGCAGGGUCCAGCGCUGGUGCUGCCAUGAACACCUUGGCAUCUCUUGGCACCCUGCAGGGUCUCACAGGGACCUCUGUGGGCCUCAACCUCAACGCUCUCACCAGCAGCGUCACUGGGAUGGGGGGCAUGAAUGGAGGUUUGGGAGCCUCCUUGGCCAACGGGUCAGCAGCCAGCUCCAUGGACGCUCUUACCCAGGCCUACUCAGGGAUGCAGCAGUACACGGCCUCUGCCCUGCCCUCCCUCUACGGACAGUCCCUCCUACAGCAGAGCAUCGCUGGCAGCCAGAAGGAAGUCGGGCCUGAGGGUGCCAACCUGUUCAUCUACCACCUGCCCCAGGAGUUUGGGGACCAGGAUCUUCUGCAGAUGUUUAUGCCUUUUGGAAAUGUGGUCUCUGCCAAAGUCUUCAUCGACAAACAGACCAAUCUGAGCAAGUGCUUCGGAUUCGUCAGCUACGACAAUCCUGUCUCUGCCCAAGCUGCCAUCCAGGCCAUGAACGGGUUUCAGAUCGGAAUGAAGAGGCUGAAGGUUCAGCUGAAGCGCUCCAAGAACGACAGCAAACCCUACUGAUCUUAGCCCAGGGGUCUUCCCCCCUCCCCAGCUCUAAUGCUAGCACUGCUAGGGUAAGUUCACCCUCCUGCCAAGGUCAACACAGCAGAGACUCAGGGGGGAAGGGGGAAAGGAGCCCAAAGCAGGAAGGGAGACUUCCUGCUGCAGAAAAAAGGCAAAACGAGAAAAAACAAGUGGUUGCAAUGAUCUUUCCACAUUUUGCUGUAUUUCAUUCCUGCGGUUUUAUCAUGUAAUUUGCGUCGGAUUAAAUAUUUUAAUGUAUAUGAUUAUUUAUGACUAUCACUGGAGUCAGUGUUCGCUGGAGGUAUUUUGAGUCACUGUAGUAGUGGAGAGCAUCAGGUGUGUUUCCAUACCAUUUCAUUGCCUUCAGGUCAAGUGAGGCAGGUUGACUAAGGAUCAGUUACUGUGUUGAAGGGCUGCAGCCAGACCACGUAGUCCCUGAGCCCAGAGCCUUCAACCUGCGUGUGACUUCUUCUAUGUAGUCUGUCUCAUUCGUUUCCCAUUCUUCAAUGUGAAAAUCUUUUUGCACUCUUAAAUCCUUCAAUCCUUGCUCCCCCUCCUCCAUCUUCCCCCUCUCUGUCUCCCACUCUUAUCUCUUCGUCAUUUUGUAAGCCAUGUCUAGCUAGGCUACCUCUCUCUUUUCUCUAUUAACAACCUCUUCAAGUCAUUCCAUCCAUCCUCCAAGUCUCCCACAAGGGACUGGCUCUAGAUGGAUCUCUUUGGGUGCCAAGUAUACAGUUUGUGCAUGUCGGAGUCUCUGCCAUAUGUCCCGGUGGUGUCACUUUCCUUAAAUCUGUGUAUUGUUUUUGUGUGUCGGGGGAGAGAGAAGGGGGGGAAAUGUUUAUCGCGCUGUCCUUACUGUAUGUGGUGAUUUGUUUUGUUGUUUUUUGUGCCUCAUGGCUAAACGAUUCUUGUGCUGUGCCCCUAACUUUCUCUUCUCUCCUCUUUCUCUUCUCUCUCUGUCUCUCUCUGUGUCUCUUCCUUUCACGUUUUUGUUCCUUUUUUAGAACAAAUCUCCAUGCCUGUUUGCUCAUCAUUAGCCUAGCAUGUCUUCAUGAUGUUGAAAGCCAAGCCAAACUCCUGGCCUCAUCAUCCCACCAUUGUCUGUGAUGUCUCUCUAAGCUCGCCUGACCAAUACCUGGCCACCCACUGACCCUUGACCUUAGCUCAACCUGAUUUUUCUGCAUGUAUAUCCUUUUGUUUAUUUUUCUUUUUUGGUGUUAUUUUUCUGUAUAGAAAUGUGACAGGUGGGAGAGAGGUCAAGCAAAUCAAUGUGAAAACUUACCUGCGUUGAAUUCAUUUAAGAGACCUUUUUGUUUUCGCGAAUGUUUUAAAAACCUGUGGGAUUUCUUAUUUUUAAUUAAGCUUUGUUUUUUUUUUAUGUUGCUUUCUUUUUACCUCUCUCAGUAAAGUUCACUUGAAAGUUGAAUACAGGGAUCGGCACACAGCUGUGCUAUUUGGUGCCAUUAGCAAUAUGGUGGCUUCUUAAAAAAAAAAAAAAAAACAGACCACUUUCCAACACUUUUAAAAGUCUGACCAGUAAAAGCCCUCUCAGUGCUCUGUAAUGAUCUCUACAUUUUGCGGGCAGUGUGAAGAUUUACACCAAGGCUAUUUAAAAAACAUAUUUCUUUUCAUUUAGGAAAAUAUCCAGUGUAUUUACCUUUUUUUGAACUAUUGAUGGCACAAUAAAAGGUACAUUUGCUCUGUUCAGAGAAAUGACUACCUACAUGAGUCAACUUUUUUAGAACUGAUUCACAAAUAGACAAUCUGUGGUUUAAAUGCACACUUAGAUUACCUAUAUUUUAUACCAUUGAAUCUAUAGAAUUUAACUAACAGAACCCAGGCAAAACUUUGGGUUUUUUGUAGAUUAUGUUGUAAUGUCAUCUGUGUGAGGGAGGGGGGGUCUCAGUGUACUGCAUUUUUAAAGAGGACUAAAAUUAAGUUUGAUCCAUGUGACCACAUUUCUAGUAAACUAAAAAACACACAAGAAUUCCUCUGCAUUAAUUGUAAUUUAAAUUUCUGGUUAAAAAAGAAGUACUUUUUCUUUAAUGGUCACAGUGAGUAGACUUCUUUUUUUUUUUUUUUUUUUUCUCCUGUGUUAAAUAAAAUUAAGUGUUCAACUUCCACGGUACGUCUUGUAGAUUUUCUGUGAAUUCUUCAUUAAUAAUUGAAUUAAUGGAUGUUUCACUUUGGUUAAGUUUGGAUGCCUCAUGUCGAAAGAUGACGACUUACAAUGUCUGUUAAUCAUACAGAUGCCAGACAAUGUCUCUUUGUUUGAUUUUGUUGUUAAAGUGCCCAUGUGUCAAACUCAGUGUUUUUGAAUUCACAUGAGAUAGUUUCCUGUAAUGUUAACCUAGUUUUCUUUACACACAAACACACAUACACACACAUACACUGCAGCACACGACAGUACACUUUUCUGUGAUUGCAAAUGUGGGAGCCCCUGAAGAAGAGAUCACUCGGACACACGACACACAACCUGUGGGUCUCUGCACAUUUUAUAGACACACUCACACUUGCUUUUUUAUGUUUCGCUGAUUGUUCUUUUUAAGUGACUUCCAAUAUCAUGUUUCAGUCGUACACGAUGCACAGCACAUUGAUACUACUAAAAUCACCACAAUAGUGUUGGUUUACAAAUACAUUCCAUUUUUUCAGCACAAAGUUUACACUUUUUUUUCUUUUUCUUUUUUACCGGGGUGGUAUUUUAUCUGUUUUUACUACAAAAUAAAAACCACUUCACCCCCCACCCCUCCCCCCCUCACCCCAAAGAAGUGUUCCCUAAAAACUGCAUACCUGAUGGCGCUAAAGAGUUGUCAACUCAGGGGCUUUUUUUGUGUGUGAAACUCAACACUCACACAGGAUUAUGACACAAUGCACAAUUGUCACCAUUUGACCUUUUUCUGUUUGGAUUUUUUUUUUUUUCCUUUUACUCAAAAUACAUAUAAAUAUUCAGAAAAAACAAAAAGAAUAAAAAAAAACAACAAAAAAGGUACCAAAUUUGAAACAGUGCUGGAGGAAAGUGUUGUAGUUUUGUAAGAGAAACUUCAAGCACAAUUGUGGGAGCUAAACACUUUUGCAGAAUGUUGUGUGUGAUUUAUAAUCCCAAAACUAGCAAGGUACCACUGAUUCCACUUUUUAAUACGGGCAUGUGCUUUUUACAGUGUGUUUUUCUAUCCAAAUGCAAUACAAUAUAUUCAAAGUGCCAUAUAUACGUCUAGAAACUGCCUACACAUCCUUAUUAGGCCUUGGUUUAGAGAUUGCUGCAGUUAGCCUUUUUUUGUCUAUUUAUGCCAGUGUCAUGAAAGCUCUUGUCACCUGCUCAUGUCCCCUCCUUCUCCCCCUCUCCCACUUUGUGUGUUGAGUUUUUGGUAAAUGUGUAUUGUGAUGUAUUCAAUUGAACAGCUGUUUCAGGAAAUUGUAGAUAAACAAUAAACUUCCCUAUACAUUUGAAGGUUAAACCUCUUUCUUAGUGUGAACACGUGUACUGUAACACUUUGCUAUACAAACCAUUGGUUGAUCUGAAGUGUCGGAAGGAGAGUUUAUUGAAUCUAGUAAAAGUCACAAAGAUGCUUAAAGCUCAAGUAAAGAGAGAGAAAGCUUGGGUGCCAUGUUAGUAAGAUCUUGAAACGAUCAAAUUGUGUCUAAACACUGAAAUGAGUGCAGAUCUGGGGUGAUAUGACGUGUAUGGUGAAGUGUUACUGUGAAUGAAUAAAAAAAAAAAAUUAAAAAAAGCACAAUGUACAGUCCACAGCGGUCCCAACAGGAACUUGACUCACUUCAGGGGCUUCCAUCACAAAUCCUUUUCAAGCUCUAACAAUCACUUUCUCUGUUCUGUGUUUUCAUAUUCUGAAGUGCUAUUUUUUUGACAGUGUGGUAGCUUUGCAUCUCUAUAGAUAUUGUCUUGAUCCAAAACAAAAGUGAGGAGAGAAAAAAAAAUCUCGUGUUAUUUUCUUGUCUGAUAAUCGGUAGGACUUUGUUCAUGUUCCACCAAUAAUUUAAUUGAUGUUUUUCCUUGUCUUGAAAGCCAAAGUGGGUGCAUCUUGAUGUGAUCUGUAUUAUACAUACAGUAGUUUUUUCUGUUCAGGCAAUAUUUUUUUGAAACUGGGUGGGCUUUGAAAAAGGAAAAAAAAGAAAAAAACACAGGCUUUCCAAUUUCUACAACUGGUUGUUCAUAUGUAUUUUGUACCAGUGGAGCUUUUUAUAUUGGAAAUUAAAGAAAAAAAUCUAUAUUGGAAAAAAUUGUCUGGCCUCUCAAUGUGGCCUCGCCUUGACCAGGUCUUGAGUUUGGCCUCUUGGUGGCGUCAAGCAAUUUUUUGUUGUUUUUUGUUUGUUGUCUCUAAAAGAUGCCUGAUUUUGAUUUCUCUACAUGUUCCUCACUUCGUUAAUCAGUUUCAGUUUCGGGGGGGUUGGGAUCCUCUAAAAUCGUGGUAAGUUUCAUGUUAGUAUUUGUGCUGUCCACAACAUAGUUUAAUGGUCAUCAGGAUUUCGACAACUUGUGUGGAUAAUUGUCUUAGUUAAAGAGUUAACUAUCUGUUUAGUUUGAGCCUUGCUUUUUACCUGUGUAGACUUUUUUUUCCUUUUUUUUUUUUGUUCCCAUAGCGGAGUGUGAAGCCGAAAGACUCUAUGUUCUUUUUUGGUCAAUGUUUGUUCAUGUGUGGUGUGUUUCUUUGCCUCUGUCUCCAAAUUAAACCAUAUCCCCUAA